ACCCUUCCAAAGUCUACUAGUCUACUAUUCCACUACCCAACGAGCAACAAUGAGUCUGAAGAUUGUGACAGUCCUGGUGCUGGUGGCGGUGACGGCCGAGCCGAGCAGCGGCCAGGCCCAGAUGUUCUGCGGCAGGAAGCUGGCUGACACCCUCGGUAUGUUGUGCGAGAAUGGCCUGCUAUUAGAGAAGAAGUCAGCUCCGUCCUACAACUCCAUAUACGGCGAGGAUCUGCCCAAGUACGGCUGGCCCUGGAUGUCGAAGCACAGGGCCCAGGCCCUCGAGAUGCCCUCAAGAGGUAAGCGCCAUGUGGUCGACGAGUGCUGCCUCAAGCCCUGCACCAUCGACGAGCUACUCACCUACUGUGCCUAGAUCCACGACUGAUGACUUGUGAAUUAUGAAAAUGGAUUUGAAUUGCAUAAUGUUACCGAAUUUAUUUAUUGGAUAGCUAGCUAGGAUGUAAGUUUUAAUUGUAAUUAAAUUAUACACUUUUAAGUAUAUAAAAUUGGAUACCAAUGUACAGUUUAUUAUUUUAUUAGUCAUUAACAUUACACAGCUUUGCCAAGAGAUGUCUUUGUCUAUUUAUUGGAAAAUUACGAGUAAUGUCUACGGAUAUGAAAAUAGAUAGUUUACAAUUGUUGUAUUAAUAAAUUUAUUGUUACUCUACAAUGUAUUGUUGAUUUUGUAUAUUAAAUUUGGUGUGUUUCAAUAUCAAAAGUAAUUUGAAAUAUGAAACUCUGUUUAAAUUUUCGAUUUGAUUUCGCCAACAAAUUCCAUAGCAUAAAUGAGCAUUAAAAUAGCACUUUUUUAUCUGCAAAAUCCAGGGUGUAGGUAGAGUCUGAUUAAAUGUACCUAUGACCAUGACGUAGGGUUUGAGACACUUCUAAGAUAUAGUCCUAAUGACACC
This is a messenger RNA of Plutella xylostella (diamondback moth), 905 nucleotides long. Its product is annotated as bombyxin B-1 homolog. Lineage: Eukaryota; Metazoa; Arthropoda; Insecta; Lepidoptera; Plutellidae. The record is from RefSeq and is a predicted model, not a curated record. Gene Ontology annotation, molecular function: hormone activity. Gene Ontology annotation, cellular component: extracellular region.